This is a messenger RNA of Tigriopus californicus, 978 nucleotides long. RefSeq names its product probable maleylacetoacetate isomerase 2. The record is from RefSeq and is a predicted model, not a curated record. Gene Ontology annotation, cellular component: cytoplasm; mitochondrion. The coding region runs from base 175 to 825 and encodes 216 amino acids. The transcript is spliced from 5 exons. Gene Ontology annotation, biological process: L-phenylalanine catabolic process; glutathione metabolic process. Gene Ontology annotation, molecular function: glutathione transferase activity; maleylacetoacetate isomerase activity. Lineage: Eukaryota; Metazoa; Arthropoda; Copepoda; Harpacticoida; Harpacticidae.
AAACGGGUUUGGAAUGGCUUUUCCCCCUGUUUAAUGAGAGGAUCUUGAUUCAAGGCAGCAUGAACCUCGCAGAACCUCGCAGAACCUGUUCUGAGAUGGGUGAUGCCUCUUGAACCUGUGCAAGUUCGCCUUCUGUUCUAGAUGCCACUGGAGAUGAAAAGGUGAAACUUGAAAAUGGCCAACGAUACGCCCAUUCUUUACUCUUACUUCCGGAGUUCUUGUUCGUGGCGAGUCCGGAUUGUGCUAGCUCAUAAGCAGAUCAAAUAUGAAUAUAAAGCCGUGCAUCUGGUUCGAGAUGGCGGCGAACAACAUCAAGCCGAAUUUAGAGCAUUAAAUCCCUUGGAGCAAGUACCCGCAUUCCAACUCGGUGACAAAGUUCUGACCCAAUCCGUGGCCAUUAUGGAGUUCUUGGAAGAGCAAUAUCCCGAACACCCUUUGUUGCCCAAGGAUCCCUGGCCAAGGGCUAAGGUCCGUGAAAUCGUCGAGAUGAUUUGUUCCGGCACUCAACCCAUUCAAAACUUGUCGGUUAUGAAUAUGGCUCGCGAGGAUCUGCCUGAACGUGUCCGUUGGAGUCAUCAUUGGAUCACCCGUGGAUUGGCCGGAGUGGAAGUGAUAUUGCAACAAACUGCCGGCCAAUGUUGCUUUGGAGAUCACGUGACGCUAGCCGAUUGUUGUCUAAUACCGCAAGUGUACAAUGCUAACCGAUUCAGUGUGGAUAUGGAGGCCUUCCCGACCAUCAAACGGGUGGCUAACCAUCUCCAAGGAUUGGCAGCUUUUCAGGCCGCUCAGCCUUCGGCUCAGCCAGAUUACCCCACGGAUCCUUGAGGUGUCAGCUGGCCAACAUGAACAUAUCCCAUGAUUGAGCAGAUCAUUUUAACAAUAAAAUCCAAACCAAUUAACGAUCAUCGAUCUCCGACCAUUCCCAAUCUGGGGCCUGGUCUGAGUUAAGAGCCAAUACAUGUAUCUCGUACAGAGGAA